AACUCCAUAUCUUGUGUUAGAAUAUUGAAAGAAAGUACUAUGGAAGAAACUAUUUCGAAAAUAAACGAUUUUUUGGCAGAGUUAGAAAUUCUAAUCGGAAGUCAGCUUCAUGAUUACUCGGAGGUUAAUGAAAAAUUCAAAGAAGGAAAAGAAUUAAUUGAUGAAUUAGAAGAGGUUAACGAAAAACAACACGGCCUUUUUAGGUACAUAUAUCACGCAAAAUAUUCUGACUAUUCAAAGAAACGAGGCAAUAUGGAAAAUGCUAGAAAGCAUGAAAAGUUAGCCAAAAAAUACGAAAAAUUUAGAACAACCGCACAAGAAACGAAUAUUUAUGAAACAAAUUUAUUAUUUACGGAUGCCAGAUUAAAAGAUGCCGAAGAAAUUUUUGAUCAUGAAAAAAAAAUUCUUCAAGAUUUCGUAAAAGAAGAACUAGAAAAGAUCAAAAGUAUUUUACAGGAUGAAGUGGUUGAGCAAUUCCGACGGGAAAUUGAAAAAGUUUUUAAUGCAACGUUAAACUCCUUUUUGGAUUUUCGCAAUCUUAUUGAGCUUGAAAUACAUUUAUGCAAAUUAACAGACGGUCCUAUUACAGGAGAGCUUUUUGACCUGGAGAACGUAAGCACAGACAAAACUAAUGAAAUCGAGAAAGCUAGAAAAGCCUUGUUAAAUUCUUUAG
Acaulospora morrowiae is the source of this 673-nucleotide messenger RNA. The record is from the annotation of a GenBank genome assembly. NCBI's taxonomy places the organism in Eukaryota, Fungi, Glomeromycota, Glomeromycetes, Diversisporales, Acaulosporaceae.